CUGAAUAAUGGAUGUGCAAACACAUUAAAGUGCUCAUUUCCACAACUGUUCUGUGUCUUUAAGAGCCCUCGCUUGUUAAGUUGGAAGAUCAUUGAACCAUAUGAGGGUCAAUAAAAGAAUAAAAAGUCACUGGUUGGUGAUUCCAGUCCAAGGAACGUGAUCCUAGUUGAGUAUCUGUGUCCAUAUGCUGCUCGCUUUCCAAGGGGGAGGGUUUGGUCUCCCGCACCUCGUCCUGCCUCAGGAUGGUUUCUGAAAAACUGAUCAAGAUCCUGGUUUUUGAACUCCUGGAGUUUGCUGCCUUCUCCACUCCCACGCUUGUGAUUGUGGAACAGUUUGCCACCGCCUAUCAAACGACGAUGGGGAACCCCGAGAAAACACAUUAUUGGCUGAUUGUUUCCUGCUCGAUUGCCUAUGUGGCUUCCGUGACUUUGCUGAUUUGGGUUCCCAUUAAAGUUCUCUUAUUCAAGAAGCAUCGCUUUACCAAAAACAUUGUAGGAUGGAGACCUGUUAUGAUGAUGUAUGUUAUACUCACCACACUGCCCAGCUUCAGCUUUUCUAUUGCAGUGACUGAGGUCCAAAAGAAUAAGAAUCCCUUACCUUCUACCUUACCUGAUCUGCCUGUUUCUUUGGUUCUGACUUCCUUGAUUGUGGUUGAUAUUAUUGAGAAACUCAGGAUAUAUCCUCUUAAAGCCUGGCAAAAAUGUAAUGAAGACAGGCAUAUUCAUACAACUACUUUGCACCAAGUCAAAACGGUGACAGACCAAGUAAAGCAACAGGAAGAAAAUACUUCAUUUCCGCAGCCAGCCAGGAGGACCGAGGCAUCACAGCCGUCGGCGGAAAGCACACAGAACCCUUCUCCAGUCCUGGAAGAACCCCAGGAACCCUCCUUCCACUCGGGGGUCCUGGGAGCCAUGUCCCAGCAGGAUCAUCGUGCCCAGAUCAUUCUCUGGAGCUUUGUGCUGUGGUCUGACACCAUAGAAAUGGUGCGCGUGGCUGGCCACCCUGCUGUGUAUAAGUCAGGCUGGCUGUACCCAGUCUACAUAUUUAGUUUUAUUUCUCUUCUUCGGAUAAUAUUAACGCCUCAGAACCCUCUUCACAAUUCCCUGGGCAUCUUUCUCCAAGACUUACCCUUUGUUAUUGUUAGACUUAGUUUAAUCAUUGCCCUGGGAACAGUCACACCUGUAUUGGGCCUUUGUAAAAACAUACUCGUGAUGGUCUCUUACGUUUACUUCAAUUACUUCUCCAAAUUCAAAGCUUUAUCUACCUUUGAAACGUCUUCAUUUUAAAAAGAAAAUGUAAUAGGAGUGCCUGAGUGGCUCAGUCG
Molecule: messenger RNA, 1324 nt
Organism: Hyaena hyaena (striped hyena)
Lineage: Eukaryota; Metazoa; Chordata; Mammalia; Carnivora; Hyaenidae
Gene: TMEM236
Product: transmembrane protein 236
Exons: 4
Coding region: 243-1286 (347 amino acids)
Source: RefSeq, a predicted model, not a curated record